Effrenium voratum is the source of this 564-nucleotide messenger RNA. The record is from the annotation of a GenBank genome assembly. Lineage: Eukaryota; Dinophyceae; Suessiales; Symbiodiniaceae.
AGCUUCCGUGGCUCAAUCGUCAUGAAGCCGGGGCCACGCGUGCCGCCUAAGGGAUCCCGGCAGCUGAAGCCGCCAGGCGAAGCGCGAUCAGCGCCGCGGGUCUCGCAGGUGCAGAGACAGGCGGACGAGGUGAAAUCGCUGGAGAAGCAGGCAGGUGACCUGGUGCGUAGCAAUGACUUAAGAGGGGCCGUGCACAUGUACGAGGAGUGCAAGGCCGCCAUCGAAGAGGCGCUGGAAGGCCUUCCCAAGGAUGAUGUAUGCUACUCGAGCCUGGUCGAGCGCAGAAGUGGUGUUGAGGAGAAGAUUGCAAAGUGCAAGCAAUUCCUGCCCUUCGAGUACUUUCUGAAGGCGCCAAAAUGAUGCGCACGGCGCCACGGUGUGCCGUGCAACGGGCCUUGACCCGCCGCAGAGCAGGUCUGGAGUAGGGCUUGCAGGGAUUUGGCUGUUGGCAAGCUUGAAAGGCUGGCUUUUGAAUCCCGGAGAUGCAAUCUUCGUGCGGGUGCUUGCGAAUUGGCGUGAGCAUCUUCCUUAGUUGGCCGCAGAUUCCACUGUGCUAGAGAGGAA